This is a messenger RNA of Monopterus albus (swamp eel), 4948 nucleotides long. RefSeq names its product endothelin receptor type Aa (gene ednraa). Gene Ontology annotation, biological process: enteric nervous system development; endothelin receptor signaling pathway; developmental pigmentation. Bases 261 to 1601 code for a protein of 446 amino acids. The transcript is spliced from 8 exons. Gene Ontology annotation, cellular component: plasma membrane. NCBI's taxonomy places the organism in Eukaryota, Metazoa, Chordata, Actinopteri, Synbranchiformes, Synbranchidae. The record is from RefSeq and is a predicted model, not a curated record. Gene Ontology annotation, molecular function: endothelin receptor activity.
ACUCCAAACUCUCCACAGGAAACUCUGAGCCAUAAUGCAAAGGCACCUCAGAGCAGACGGGUGCAUUGCUCAAACCAAGUGGGAUACGGUGCAGCUUUGAUAGUGCGUUAAUUACUCAUGUGAUGUGAUACAGAUGUCUAGGGGCUUCAGCCGAUAGUUUGUCUGACGGUUUCCAAGGGGGCCAGGCAGACAUUUUAGAAGCGCGAUAUAUCAGGACAGGCUUUUAAUCAGCGUAAUCAAAGCACUGACUGUAUUCCAUAAUGGGCACCCCAGCUGUGCCUAUGUUGGUGCUAAUGGCCUGUAUGGUGGCCAGAGGAAUGUGCCAGGUAAACAGAGCUGAAGCAGGGAAGGACUCCCUCCAAGGCUUUCCCGUCCACUCCACCCUCCAGGCUCAGGAAUUCUACAGCACCGUCAGUCCCAGCAUGGGGCCCAGUCUUCACCCAAGGGCCCAAGAGGCUGACGCACAAGCUGUGGGAUCUGGCUCUACAAAUAAAACUGUCAUGAAGACCCUGAUACUUCCAACGUGUGAACAAGAAACGACUAUCAACCACUAUUUUAAGUACAUCAACACCGUGAUUUCUGUUAUAGUGUUUGUGGUCGGCCUGGUCGGCAACACCACCCUUCUGAGGAUUAUUUACCAGCACAAGUGCAUGAGAAAUGGGCCCAAUGCUCUCAUUGCCAGCCUGGCACUGGGUGACCUUAUCUACAUUUUCAUUGCUAUACCCAUCCAUGUAUACAAGCUCCUGGCGUCACACUGGCCGUUUGACGACAACAUUGUCGGCCAGUGUUUGUGUAAGCUUCUGCCCUUCCUGCAGAAAGCCUCUGUGGGCAUCACUGUUCUCAACCUGUGUGCCCUCAGCGUGGACAGGUACAGGGCUGUGGCAUCGUGGAGCAGAGUGCAGGGGGUGGGCAUCCCUCGGUUCACAGUCAUUGAGAUUAUCUCUAUUUGGGUGCUAUCACUCAUCCUGGCAGUGCCGGAGGCUAUUGUCUUUGACAUAGUCCCCUUCCCCUAUGGAAACAAAACCCUGCGCUCCUGCAUGCUUAACCCCAAGACUGACUUCAUGAAGUUCUACACAAAUGCAAAGGACUGGUGGCUGUUUGGCUUCUACUUUUGUGUACCACUGACAUUAACUGCAGUCUUCUACACUCUGAUGGCCUGCGAGAUGCUCAACCACAGGAAAGGCAGCCUUCGGAUAGCUCUCAGUGAGCAUCUCAAACAGAGAAGGGAGGUGGCCAAAGCUGUUUUCUGCCUUGUCCUUAUAUUUGCCCUCUGCUGGUUCCCACUGCACCUCGGCAGGAUCCUUAAAAAAGUGUUUUACUACCCAAAUGAUCCGAUGCGCUGUGAGCUGCUAAAUUUCCUGUUGGUCAUGAAUUACCUUAGUAUCAACCUUGCAACAGUCAACUCCUGCAUAAACCCCAUUAUCCUCUACUUUGUCAGCAAGAAAUUCAAAAACUGCUUCAAGUCAUGUUUGUGCUGCUGGUGCUACUCCGAAAACCAGCAGAGCAGCAUUGGACCCAUGAAUGGCACCAGCAAUCAGUUUAAAAUCCCUGAGCCCAAUAAUCUCCACACUGACCGCGGCACCAGGAAGUACAGCGACUGAUUGUUCGCCUAAGGAGUAUUUUCAAGUGUUUCAGUAGGCCCACCCUAAAAAGUACUUUUUCAGACAAAUAUACAUCCUAAGGACUUCUGAACCAAAUACUUGGAUGUUAAACAUGGAUUAAGACCUGGAGGUAAAAGGAAUAAAAAAUGGAUUUUGAUGUACAGUUCUUUGAACUUUCCACGGCUCUCUCUGGGGUUUCAACAUCCUAAGACAACUCCUGGUGUUCCCACACCUACGGACACUGACUCUGUAGCGUGAGAAGAAGAGGGAGAGCGGGAUGAGGAGGAUUCUUUAACAGGAUGCAGCUGAGAACAAUGACAACAAAUUGCUCUGAGUCAGUGCUUGAGUGUGCUAUUCCUGUAAAGAGCAGCACUUCUGGGAAGGAUGCACAAAGCUACAGGAAGGAAAAGGCAGGCUGUUCACUGUCAGAGUGGAUGAUGGGAGAUGUCCACAGGAGCUCCCUAUUCAUUGAUGAUGGAAAACAGGAAUGUGUGUUACCGACUCGAGCAACAAAUCAGUUUUCCAUCUAACAUGCGAGGGGCUGCACAGUGUGUUUUACUCACACUCAUUAUUCAUUGAGCUACUUUGUGGUAAAAUUACAUAAUGUCGUUUGCUUACAGCUUGACAAAAACUUUUUAUUUAUCCUUAUGGAAAUUUCUGUCAAAUGUCAUCAUGAUCUACAGACCUCCAGACGUCUGGUUAAUAAUCCGGAAUUAAAGAUUUUAUAGCUGAAUGAUGUCCAGUGUCAGAACACGCCAAAAUGCACUGACACAGAAUCAAAUACAGGUUUGUAGGUUUUAGUGUGGAUCAUUUAGGAUACAACUCCGUAUUGUCAUCACAAAUGUCAAGCAAGUGAUAAAUAGCAUUAACACAGGUUUGAUGUCAGCAUUGCCUAAAAAUGGGCAGAAAUGAUCUUUUGUCUAUACUGUGAAUUUUACCACACAUAAUCAACAAUAACUGUGACAUUUAUGUGUGUAUAACCCAUGGAAUAUCUAUAGAGUGUCCACUUUUAUAAAGUGUUUUAUUGUAGUAAUAAGUAUUUUACUCAAACUACAUUACCUGUGUAAUGACAGAGGCUGAGGGGUUUUUGAUGGUGGUGGUAAAUACUCUUAAAGGACAUUUUGGGAAAACACUUGUUACCCUGUAAUAUUUGCUUUCCUGCCAAAUGUUAGAUGAGAAGAUACCACUCAUGUAUUGGUGCAUUAAAUAAGCUCCUGUAAGCAGCCAGUGAGCUUAACUUGUGCAUUUAAUCCAUGUAGAAACUAUGUUCAGCAACAGGUUUUGAAAUUAUUGUUAUUACAGGACAGUUACUACUCUUACUGACACUUUGCUACUUUGACCUUUCACAGGUUGGUUUGUUUGCUGUCUUAGUUUAAUGGAGGAGGACUUAUCAGUUUGAUCUCCCCUCGGUGGUCUGGGACGUGUUAGUGAGGCUCAUUGGCUGGAAAUGUAGAGUGGUUUACCAAAUGAGGAGAAGAGCAACCUCCAGUAACUCCGAACAUGUCUCAUUUAAAUGUUGUCAGCAUGCCAGCGCCAGAGUGAUGUGUAUAUCACAGUUAAACAAGAAAGAGUUACAUAUUUAAGCUACUUUAGUUUUCCUGGCAAUUUGCACAAAGUUACAAUUUUUUUUUUAAACUUUGUACCCUCCUUUCUGGAUGCUUUAUGGGCCACAUGUGUCCCAUAGAAAACAAAUGGGGCAAUUGCGCCAUACUGAGUGGGUCUUCAUUGAUAAGCUGCCUGCUAGUGAUGCGCUGAUUGAUCCUGAAAUAUCGAUACUUCUGAUCCCAGUGUUUCCUGUUCUAGGAUUGAUACACAUGUUAGAAGAUUGAUAUCUAAAAUGAUUAGGCUAAUUUGGGGUGAAUGUAUAUCUCGUCUUCAACAGGGGACACAGUAGACAAUAACUAUGCUAUCCAGGCCAGUCCAAAUAAUACUCGGUUGAUGGGAACUAUUUGUCCUCCCACCUGUCAUAGUCAUAUACAAACUAGUGGUCUGUAAAUACGUGAGACACUACAGAAUAGGAAAGACUUUAUUUGGGGGAUCUCCUGGCAACAGAGCAGAUGUCAUAUGUGGUUGCUGGGUGGAGUAAACAAGUAAAGGGUCCCUAUAUGUAUGUAUGUAGUAUGGAUGUAGUCCCAUCACUAACAGUUCAGUACCUGAGCUGCAGAAAUGGCCCUUCAAGGUAUUUAAGCAGGGUGGCACCAUCUGUCGUUAAUAGUGACAAGCCUGUAUAGACACACCUUAUAGCCCAUCUCCUCUCCUCCAUCAGUCUCUGUUGUCUGGACCCAUCAUUUUUCCCUCCUUCUUUUGGACAAAGGUAUUGGUUUUGGUAUCUCUGAUAACAGCCUGGAUUUUAUUUGGUAUCUGAUCAGAAAGGAAAUAAAUGGUAUCACAGAUCACCACUGCCUGCUUGUUAAGCCAUGUCUCAGUUCUCACUUCUUUAUGAUUUGUGUGAUGUACAAAAUACAAGACGUGUAGAUGUGUAAGUUCUGAAGUUAUCAGCUGGGUUAUGUACUGCACUAGUUCUUGGCUGGGUGCAGUAACGUUCUGACAAGCUAAGCUAAGCUAACAGGCUGCUGGAUGUGGCUUUACAUUUAUUGUACAAUCAUGAGCGUGGUAUCAGUAACAGUUCAGCCACCAAACAACUAUACUGCCAUGUACUAUUUGAUAUGUGAAUACAUGUAAACCUGUGUGUUUGAAUGUGAGUUAGCAUGUGUGUGUGUAUUGUGUGUGAAUAUUUACUUGCACUUCUUUAGUUGGAGUGUUUUGCACACUUAUGUACAGAAGAAUCGGUGAUAUCUGUACAGUAUUAUUUUACCACUAUUCAUUGAGUAUAUACAUAUAAUAAUCUGUAGAAAAUGGAAUUUGUAUGGUUGUCAUCUUUGAUUAACAUGUUAAUAACCUCAUGUUAGUGUUGCUGCUUAUACCAAUAAAUCAGUUUCCAUCUCUACUGUAAGGAACUAGGUUUGUUUCACCAACAUACGAAUAUUGGUUUCUCAAGGAAGUCAAGGGGCCCCUUCUGUUUUUCCUCCUCAUCUAUGAGAAACAGGCAUCUGGGAGUGAUUUGAAGCACACUGUGACCUGCUUGGCAACUGAGCCCUUAGGGUUGUUAAUGUCAGAGGAUGUGAACGACUUAAACGGUGGGAAUUUGAUAGGCUACAUUUGUAUAACUCACUUCUGUGCCAAAAGAAGAUAAUGGGAAAAACGCUUGAGCAUUACUUAUCUAAGAUUUAGUCAUGGCUUUGAUAUGGCAAUUUUAUAUCCAUUCUGCUUAUAAACAAUGUCAUAAUGGUCAUAAAUAUAAGGAUGUUACUAAAAACUGAAUAGUAUUAAUGCAAGCAGCAAUUUAC